Molecule: messenger RNA, 2524 nt
Organism: Ctenopharyngodon idella (grass carp)
Lineage: Eukaryota; Metazoa; Chordata; Actinopteri; Cypriniformes; Xenocyprididae
Product: tripartite motif-containing protein 16-like
Exons: 6
Coding region: 83-1711 (542 amino acids)
Molecular function (GO): protein binding; zinc ion binding
Source: RefSeq, a predicted model, not a curated record
CAGUUCCUCAGUUCAAGGAAACAGAAACUGAAGUAUUGUUGAGCUGUUGUGUGUUUGUGUCUCUCUGUAUUCAUGCAGUAAAAUGGCAGAAGCCAGAUUUUCUCAGGAUGAGUUCACAUGUCCAGUGUGUCUGGAUCUCCUGAAGGAUCCAGUGGCCAUUCCCUGCGGACACAGUUACUGUAAGAUCUGUAUUACAGGCUGCUGGGAUCAGGAAGAUGAGAAAAGAGUCUACAGCUGCCCUCAGUGCAGACAGACCUUCAGUUCAAGACCUGCUUUAGGUAAAAACACCAUUCUGGCUGAACUGGUGGAGAAACUGAAGAAGACUAAGCUUCCUGCUGACUGUUACGCUGGAGCUGGAGACGUGCAGUGUGACGUUUGUACUGGAAGAAAAUACAAAGCCGUCAAGUCCUGUCUGGUGUGUCAGGAAUCUUACUGUCAAACUCAUUUUGACCGUCAUGAGGAAUUUCCCUCUCGUAAGCCACACAAAGUGAUUGAUGCCACUGGACGACUGCAGGACAUGAUCUGCCGUAAACAUGAUAAAGAGCUAGAAAUGUACUGUAUCACUGAUCAACAAUGCAUCUGUGUGUGGUGUAAGAAGUAUGAACAUAAAAACCACAACACUGUAUCAACUGCAGCACAGAGGACAGAGAAACAGAAACAGCUGAAGGAGAUGCAGAUAAAGAUCCAUCAGAGAAUCCAUCAGAGACAGAAAGAUCUUCAGCAGCUGAGAGAGGCUGUGGAGUCUCAUAAGCGCUCUGCACAGACAGCAGUGGAGGACAGUGAGAGGAUCUUUACUGAGCUCAUCCGCUCCAUUGAGAGAAGCCGCUCUGAGGUCACACAGCUGAUCAGAGAUCAGGAAAAGGCUGCAGUGAGUCGAGCUGAAGGACGACUGGAGCGACUGGAGCAGGAGAUCAAUGAUCUGAGGAGGAGAGACGCUGAGCUGGAGCAGAUUUCACACACACACCAUCACAUCCAUUUCCUGCAGAGUUUCCAGUCUCUCUCAGCACCUCCUGAAUCUACAGACGAACCCGACGAUCCCUUGAGUUCUCUCUUCUCUUUUGAUGGCAUGAGAGAAUCUGUCUGUCAGCUGAGAGACAAACUGGAGGAUUUCUGCAAAGAGGAGAUCAAGAAGAUCUCUGACAGAGUCACAUUCGCCAACAUGAAUCCCAAGACCAGGAACGACUUCCUACAGUAUUCCCAUCAGCUCACUCUGGAUCUGAACACAGUGAAUAAACACCUCUGUCUGUCUGACAGGAACAGAGUGAUUACUCGCACUGACAAAGAGCAGCCGUAUCUUGAUCAUCCAGACAGAUUUGAUUAUUGGCUGCAGGUGUUGUGUAGAGAGAGUGUGUGGGGACGCUGUUACUGGGAGAUUGAGUGGAGUGGGAAUGAAGUGUUUAUAUCAGUGUCAUAUAAGAGCAUCAGCAGGAAGGGACGGGGUUAUGAGUCUGGAUUUGGAUAUAAUGAUCAGUCCUGGAGUUUGUACUGCUCUUCCUCCAGAUUCUCAUUCAUACACAAUAAGAUAGUGACUGUUCUCCCUGUAAAGUCCAUCAGCAGUAGAAUAGGAGUGUAUGUGGAUCACAGUGCAGGAACUCUGUCCUUCUACAGCAUCUCUGACACAGUGAGCCUCAUCCACACAGUCCAGACCACAUUUACUCAGACCCUCUAUCCUGGGUUUUGGGUUUGGUCUGGAUCAGUGAAACUGUGUUGAUGUUUCAUAAUAGACUGUAAAGAGAUUUUACCCAUAAAUACUUUGAGUUGCAUGAUAAAUCAGUAACAGUGAGUCUCUUAUUUCCUCUUCAUUAAAUUAAUACUACAGAUAAACUUCACUGAAAUAACAGAAUAAAUGUGUGUAUUAAAUCCUCAUAGAGACAGUAAGCACAGUGUGUGUGUGUUCAUUUAUUUAGUUUUUAUUGUAGUGACACAUAAAUAAAUACAUCAUUUUUUAUAAUUAGGGGAGAGCAGGACACAACCUAACGCUUUUUGACUUUCUCAGUUUGUGUAAAUGUACUUAGGGUUCAGAGAAUUUCUUUUGUUCCACAUUAAUUUCACACAUGUCUGGUACAAAUAUGUGGCUUUGUUUCAUUAAUACAGUGUAUACUUUUUUUCUUUAUUUACCCCAAAAGAAGGGAAGUGAAAUGUGACAACAUGCCCCAUAGGUGGGGUGCAUUGUAACGUGAUGGGGCACGUUGUAACAUGACCAUAUGACAACUAAAAAUGUUAUCUGAUUUAAUUAAAAAAAACAUACAUGACAAACUAAAAUAUUUUGUCAAUAAAAGACAAUUAUUUUUUCAUAUAAAAUAAUGGUAUUUUUUUAGAAAAUCAAAUAAUUAAUAAUUAUAAAUAAUUUUGUGGUUGUGAUAGAUGUGACCAGUAAAGAGGAAAAGAUCACGGAGGCAGCAGACUACUGCAGAAGCUUAGGGGUUUAUUUCCACAGAAUAUGGUUACAAAAAUAUAAAUGUUAACCCAACUGAGGUAAACCAAUAUAUAUAUAUAUAUAUAUAAAAACAAACAAACAAACAAA